This is a messenger RNA of Anopheles marshallii, 1230 nucleotides long. RefSeq lists its product as uncharacterized. The record is from RefSeq and is a predicted model, not a curated record. Bases 1 to 1230 code for a protein of 409 amino acids. Lineage: Eukaryota; Metazoa; Arthropoda; Insecta; Diptera; Culicidae. The transcript is spliced from 3 exons.
AUGAGGUACUACGGCAUUAUUCUGCUGGUGGCAGCGGGUGUGACGGUUAGUGGCAUCGCCGGCAUCUAUGUGGUGGAGAGCGGCGGCAAGAAAUCGUUCGUCCGGCUGGGGGCACACCACUGGACGGAUGGUGCGGAGUCCGAUGGGCUGUGGUCGUGCCUGCUGGAGGAGUAUACCGUCGGAUUGAACCACAGCUCCCCGAGCGCACCGAGGGAAAGUCGGGUAAUGCAAGCAACCGUCGUGGCGGCACCGGCCCCAAAGUACAUUCCCACCUCCAGUUUCUACAUCAACAAACGCAUCGGUGAGGCGCUCGAGCACGACCCACAGCAUCACACGCACCGUGUGCCGGCACCGCCGGUGGGGAAAGUCAUUGCCAGCACCGGUGCUGGUGGGCUGUACGGUGACAACCAGCUGAACGGUGCCUCGAAUCACGGUGCAACGUUCACACCGAUGCGCCAAACGUUCGGUGGCGCUAGUCCGACCGAACUGCUGGCCUCGCCGCGCGAGGUGUCCGAGACGGAUCUGUACCUGCUGGGGGCGAUCGAGAAGCUGGUGUACAGGGUGGAUUACAUGGAGAAUCGGUUGCGGCGGGCAGAACAGAUCAUUUACUUCCUGAUGGCGGGCAACAGCCAGAAACAGGAACCCUGCCCGCAGAACUUCACGCAGGUGCACGAUCGCUGCUAUCACUUCGACAUAGAGCGUGGCCUAAACUGGAAGUCCGCCAGCACGAUGUGCAAAUCGUACGGUGCACAUCUGGCCGAGUUUGAAACGGUGGCCGAAUUUCAGGACGUCGUUGCGUACAUCCUAAACAACCCGGUCAACCGUGGCAAAGACUUUUGGCUCGGUGGGCUCAACCCCGGGCUGCUGUGGAUUUGGGCAAACUCGGCCAAACCGGUUAAUCCGAACACGAACCUUAGCACGAUCACCACCGCAUCGAAGCCGGGGAAAGGAACGGCACCACCGAAGCCGACUACCGUAGGCAACGGUACAGAUGCCGCCGGAAAUACGAAGAUUGUUAACAAUGCGGCAAACAAACAACCGACAUUGGAGAUCACCGGCAAUGGACGUUGUCUUCGGUUGAGUUACAAUUCGGCGCUGUACACGUACGGGUAUCGUGGUGAGGACUGCUCGGCACAGUAUAGCUACGUGUGCGAACUGAAGGACAAGUCGUUGGACAAUGAAAUCUCAAGGAUAGCAAAACGGCUAAAGUUAGCGGAUGACGGUUCGUAG